AUGAUACCAGAAUCUAUUGCGGUGGAACCUACUCAUGGGUGGGGCGGAAUCAAGACAGCACAGAGCAAGAUUGGAUUCCAAUGGUUGUUUUAUCAAAAUAACAAGUUGGGUGGAAAUCGCAUUAAGCAUGCUGGUAAUUUCGGGGAGCACACAAUCAUGUUAGAAACGUAUGGAAAAGUACGUGUUGAUGGAUACGAUCCAAUCAAGAAGACAGUGAACGAGUUUCAUGGGACUGACUUUCAUGGAUGUAAGAAGUGUAAGCCAAACAGUCGACAACUUAAAGCAUGGUAUCAGCCAGAUCGCACGGUGGAUGAAAUGUAUGAACUGACAAAAAAGAAAACAGCAUUGUUACAGGCAGCAGGGUACACAGUCAUUGAAGAGGGGGAGUGCAAAUUUAAAUGCAAGUUAGCCUCGGACGCCAAUUUACAAGCCCUGGUGGAGGAUCUGACGUGGGUGGUACCUUUAAAUACAAAAGAUGCUCUGUUUGGAGUACGUACCGGCUUAAGUUGUUCUUAUUACAAAGCAAAAAAGAAUGAAUGGGUUGACUACAUUGAUUUCACUUCUUUGUACCCCUCAAUCAACAAGUAUGGUACGUAUCUAGUGGGUCAUCAAACCAUCAUGAAAAAUCCAGUGGAUCAAGACAUUCACAGUUACUUUGGUGCAGCAAAAGUGGACAUAUUGGCUCCUGAGAAGUUAUUUCCUCCAGUAUUACCAAUGAAAAUUGGUGACAAAUUCAUGUUUACAUUGUGUGCCACAUGUGCCAAAGAACAGUUGGACCACCCAUGGUAUCAACGUACCAAUAUGUGCUCACACAGUGAUGAGGAACGGACGAUGACUGGGACCUGGUGUCCAGAAGAACUCAAAAUGGCUGUACGUAAAGGCUACACAAUUUUUCACAUCCAUGAGGUAUGGCAUGGGCCUGAGAGUCAAACAAAAACAGGAUUAUUUGCACCAUACGUCAAAAAGUUUUUAAAAGCCAAGCAGGAAAGCAGUGGUUGGCCAAGCGAUUGUGUGACCGACGAACAAAAGGAGGCUUACAUAGCAGAGUAUGAAGCACAUGAGGAUGUUUUACUAGACAAAGACAAGAUUAUGGUCAAUCCUGGACGUAAAGCAGUGGCCAAGGUUAUGCUCAACUCUUUUUGGGGGAAAUUUGGCGAAGCAGACAAUAAACCACAAACAAGAACACUACAAAAUGCAUCAGAUUGGGACAAGCUGAUGGCGGAUGAUUCAGUGAUUGUGAAAAGUAUAAAUGUUUACAACGAGGAUGUGCUGGAAGUCGUGACGGUGAAAAAAGACCGAGCUUGUGCGCCCAAUCUGAAAGGCAAUAUUUUUGUCGUUUUAUUCAUAAUAGCCUUGGCUAGGCUGAGGUUGUAUGAAGAAUUACAAAAGUUGGAGGAGCGGGUGUUGUACUACGACACCGAUUCGGUCAUUUACCGCUGGAAGCCAGACCAAGUGAAAUUACCUCUGGGCAAGUUUUUAGGACAAUUUACAGACGAACUUGAAGGAGGACACAUAGACGAAUUUUGUGCACCAGGUCCAAGACUUUGGAAGGUAAGACAGAGUGCAAAAGCAACGGCAUCAAAAGCAAUCACGCUGUCAAACAAGUGUUGA
Messenger RNA from Porites lobata, 1611 nucleotides. NCBI's taxonomy places the organism in Eukaryota, Metazoa, Cnidaria, Anthozoa, Scleractinia, Poritidae. The record is from the annotation of a GenBank genome assembly.